GUUGAACGAGGGAACAAGGUUGCUUACGAGUUGCUGUACUCUUUUCUUUGCUCGUUUCCAUUUCCACUAAGCGCCUGCUGCUCUUCUUAUCUCUCCGAGUGGCAAUCAACCCGUCUCCGGGGUCUCGUUCCUAUAUCAACCACCUCUCCUCCUUUCAAUUAACCCAUUCAACCACAAUCACAACCACAACCACAACCACAAAACCCACAAAAACACAUUCCAAAAUGAACUACACCACCCCACCCCAAUCCCUAACCUCCUCCCCAUCACCAUCAUCAACGACAACAACAAAACCAACCACCCGACCAACGCUCUCCCUCGACCUCAGCAACCUCCCCGCCCUAAGCCAACCAACAACCCCGACCAACACCCUGAUCAUUACCGACCUGAACGACCUGCACCUCUUCGACCCCCCGUCCCUAACCGCCCUGCGCAACACCCUGAACCAGCUCGCCCCGCUCAACUCCUUCUCCCCGCUGCCCUCCCUCCGCCGCCUCCUCUGCUCCUUCCACACCGACAGCGACGCCCUGUACAUCCGCAAACUGCUCUCGUCGGCCUCGCCCACCGAGAACCCCCUGAAAGCCCACACCGCCACCCACUCGACCAAGACCCAGACCCUCCUCAACCCGAAGGUUUACUUCGGCGAGCCCACCCCGCUGCAAACGGGCCACGACGCCCGCCCCAAACUCCUCGCCGCCCCGCAGGUCGACAAGCUCUUCUUCAUCAGCCCGCCGCCCUCCCCGCCCCACGGCUGGGUCAUGCGCCCCGAGGAUCCCCCCAACAAGGAAGUCCACGCCAGCGAUCUCGCCCACGCGCUGGCCAAACUCAACACGGAGAUGACUUUCAGCGAAACCUCCACAGCAGCGCCGGAAACUCCCGUGUCCGCCAUCUCGGACAAGCUGCCGCGCACCGGGAGCUGGCCCGCCACCACCACCACCACCACCACCGCUACCCGCCGCAGCCGCAGCAGUACCCUGAUCUACCACCCCGAAGACCACGGGGGCAGUCCCGGCUUGCCCGCCGUGAUGGUCGAGGAUACGAGCGAGAUCGGCUCAUUGGUGGAUGAUUUGGAUGGCGAUGAGGAUGUCGAGAUGAUGAGCUAUAGUCCCGUCGACGAGGAGGAGACGGUGGGGAUGUCCGUCAAGCGCAUGCCGCCGAAGACGGCGCGGCCGCCUGUCGAGUUGAUGUGAAUUUCUUUUUGGGCGCUUGCAUUCGUCGCUGCGAUUGUUUCUUUUGGGAUCCAUUAUUUUUUGGUUGUGAAGAGAGAGAGAAAGAGAGGGGUGGACAGGUUGCUUGGAUAUAUUUGCUCAUCAUGAACGGUGUUGGGGAUGGGGAUUUGGCGUUUGACACAAACUUGGGAUCAUUGCUUUUCUUUCUACGGGAUUUUGCGCAUGAUGGGCGUAACAUACGCAUUGUACAUAACAUACCACUUGCAUUGGGGUUGCGAACACUUUUUGGUAUUAUUUGGGGCUUGUUUAUUAUUUUCAUCGUUCGUUUAAUAUAUCCCUCAGAAUGGUGUUAAUA
This is a messenger RNA of Aspergillus aculeatinus CBS 121060, 1524 nucleotides long. It is a transcript of the gene cbpA, whose product is annotated as putative calcineurin binding protein. The annotation marks the transcript as partial. Gene Ontology annotation, biological process: calcium-mediated signaling. Gene Ontology annotation, cellular component: nucleus; cytoplasm. Gene Ontology annotation, molecular function: calcium-dependent protein serine/threonine phosphatase regulator activity. The transcript has a single exon. The record is from RefSeq and is a predicted model, not a curated record. Lineage: Eukaryota; Fungi; Ascomycota; Eurotiomycetes; Eurotiales; Aspergillaceae.